UCUCGAUAGAUAAAACGUUAAUUUUUUGUACAGGAAUAAGUGUGGAUAAGUGUGAUAGGAAUAAAACUCCAAACGGACUCGUUAUUGUACAUUUGGUGUUUCUUUUUUAUGAAUUACGGCGCUUACACAGCUUGUACCUGUUUGUACAGUUACAUGUCAAUAUGGCUACAAAGCAGGCGCUGGAGGCGUGCGACGUUACAAAAAUCGUGAAUAAUUCGACGAAACCAGAGAGGAUUUUGUUGUUUAGCGGCAAAAGGAAAUCUGGAAAGGAUUACAUUACUGAUAUCUCAUACAACAGAAUAGGUGCACAAAGGAGUACAAUUAUACGCUUAUCAGGACCUAUAAAAACGCAUUGGUCAAAAUCUCUGGGUCUCGACAUCAAUCAAUUACUAGGACAUGGGAAAUACAAGGAGAAGUAUCGAUUGGAAAUGACCAAAUGGGGUGAGGAUAUGAGAAGAAAGGACUAUGGAUACUUUUGUCGCGCUGCUAUUGACAUGUAUAAUGCAUGGGACAAGCCAGUGUGGAUAAUAAGCGACGUCAGAAGAAAAACUGACAUCAAAUGGUUUAUAGAAAACUUCGAGGAUGCAUGUAGGACUAUACGUAUAGUUUGCUCCGAGGAAGUUAGGCAGAAACGUGGCUGGGUUUAUACACCAGGCAUAGACGAUUCAGAAACAGAGUGCGAUUUGGAUGACGUAAGUAAUUGGGACGUCGUGCUAGAGAAUAACGAUAAUAGCGACAUAGAAGCUAUACUGCAGCAGUUGUUAGGCCUCAUCAGCUAGCAAAAAUUUCUUUCUAUCCUGUCAAAUGUGCAAUAAACAAUGUUUCG
Mycetomoellerius zeteki is the source of this 826-nucleotide messenger RNA. RefSeq names its product Phosphomevalonate kinase (gene Pmvk). NCBI's taxonomy places the organism in Eukaryota, Metazoa, Arthropoda, Insecta, Hymenoptera, Formicidae. Bases 162 to 779 code for a protein of 205 amino acids. Gene Ontology annotation, cellular component: cytoplasm. The transcript is spliced from 4 exons. Gene Ontology annotation, molecular function: phosphomevalonate kinase activity. Gene Ontology annotation, biological process: isopentenyl diphosphate biosynthetic process, mevalonate pathway; cholesterol biosynthetic process. The record is from RefSeq and is a predicted model, not a curated record.